AUGUCCCUCGAAGGACACCCCCUCUCGGGCAGCCCCGAGCUCACCAUGGCCUACGCCAACGCCUCGUGCCUGGACUUCCUGCUCAUUGAGCUGGUGCCCAUGGCGUACCGCAUGGCGGCCGAGCUGGCCGCGCGCGAAGACGAGUACCUGGCGGGGCCGAGCGCGCCCGGCGCCGUCGGAGCCAAGACGCGCGCAAGAGCGGGGAGCGGCGCCGGUGGCAGUACGAUUGCGGGCGGCGCGAGCGCGUCCGGCUCCACCGUCGACGAUGACGAGACUAGGGAGGCCGUGUUUUUCAGGCUCGAGAUGCUCGGAUACAGAGUCGGGUUGGGCAUUGUGGAACGCUUCUCCCGCGACAAACCCCGCUUUACCGACACCCUCGACGUCAUCAAGUUCGUGUGCAAGGACCUGUGGACCCUGGUAUUCCGCAAGCAGAUUGAUAACCUCAAGACCAACCACCGCGGCAUCUACGUCCUCACCGACAACACUUUCAAGCCGCUGACACGCAUGAGCCUCGAAAAGGGCGCCGACAACACUGCGCUGACCAGGGCGCAACCUUUCCUCUACUUCCCCGCCGGUCUGAUCCGCGGCGCGCUCGCUAGCAUGGGCAUCACAGCGACUGUCCAAGCGGAAACAACGGCUCUACCGGGUGCGACCUUCCAGAUCCGCACGCAAGGUUCCAAGGCCUGA
Molecule: messenger RNA, 687 nt
Organism: Aplosporella prunicola CBS 121167
Lineage: Eukaryota; Fungi; Ascomycota; Dothideomycetes; Botryosphaeriales; Aplosporellaceae
Exons: 3
Coding region: 1-687 (228 amino acids)
Biological process (GO): endoplasmic reticulum to Golgi vesicle-mediated transport; regulation of GTPase activity
Cellular component (GO): trans-Golgi network; cis-Golgi network; TRAPP complex
Source: RefSeq, a predicted model, not a curated record